AUGCUGUACGAACUGAUUGCAAUUGUCCGUCAGGGCAGCGCCGAAGAAGUCAGAGAUGUUGCCCGAACCGUUGGCCUCCAAGUUAUCCGCUCCGGUGGUGUCAUUCGCGGAUACACCAACUGGGGACCCUUCACCCUCCCAAAACCGACCACGAAGCAUCAAGUCAAGAACCGCGUAGGUCAACACUUCAUUAUGCGUUUCGAUGCUUCCCACCCUGUCCAAAAGGAAAUGCAACGAGGUCUCGGUCUCGAUCCUCGUAUGAUAAAAUUCUCUGUCGUCAAGAUGGGCUCUACGCUGCGAGAAAUUAAGGACAUUCCUGGAAAAGUUGAGUGGAACAACACGAAGGUGCAAGAGGAGACUUUCGGAGACGAAUACAGGCCUGUACCACGGGAUCGAUGA
Molecule: messenger RNA, 399 nt
Organism: Arthroderma uncinatum
Lineage: Eukaryota; Fungi; Ascomycota; Eurotiomycetes; Onygenales; Arthrodermataceae
Product: mitochondrial 37S ribosomal protein YmS16
Exons: 3
Coding region: 1-399 (132 amino acids)
Biological process (GO): translation
Cellular component (GO): mitochondrial small ribosomal subunit; ribosome
Molecular function (GO): structural constituent of ribosome; small ribosomal subunit rRNA binding
Source: RefSeq, a predicted model, not a curated record